UUUUUGUUUAGAUUCGAUGAUCCUGGUUGCUAUUGUUUUGUUAAAGAUAAGGUAUCAGCGUAAAUAAGGCAGUGAUCGUAGUAAUAUUAACCGUAACUCGUAUUGACCUAAUAACUUGAUAAGAAGUAGCCACGUAAUAUCUCUCAAGGUGAACUACACUCACAAAAAAGCUUGAAGAAGGAAUGUCUCUCAAAGAAUAUGUUUUCACAGAUGAUUUUGAAGUAACAGAUGAAGUGAAACAAGAUUUUGAUGAAGCUGGCUAUGUCAUUCUAAGAGGUCUGCUGGACAAAGAAGAGCUUCUCAAAGUCAAAGAUGCACUAGAGGGCACUGAUGCACUUCUAAAAAACUCAUUCCAGGUCAAUGACAGCGAGGGCCGCAAGAGUCGGCUCUGUCUGUGGAGUCACCCAGGAAAUGAUGUCACAGGGAUGGUUGGACGCUGUGAAAAAGUGGCUGGUACCUCGGAAAAACUUCUGGGUGGGGAGGUCUAUCACUAUCACACCAAGCUGAUGAUGAAGGAACCAUUCACAGGUGGAGAGCAUGUCUGGCAUCAGGACUAUGGCUACUGGUAUAAAAAUGGCUGCCUAUUCCCUGACAUGUUGACUGUUUUUAUUGCCAUUGAUAAAUGCUGGAAGGAGAAUGGAUGUUUGCAGAUUCUCCAAGGGUCACAUAAGUGUGGCAGGAUUGAACAUGUGAUGGUGGGGGGACAGACAGGUGCUGAUGUAGAGAGAGUUGAUCAGAUCAAGAAAGUUCUGCCUCUACAUUUUGUGGAGUUGGAACCUGGAGACGCUCUGUUUUUCCACUCUAAUCUACUGACACGCCCCUCUGUUCUGCAGGAGACGCUCUGUUUUUCCACUCUAAUCUACUGCACAACAGCGCCCCUAACCAGAGCCCACAUCGCAGAUGGGCUUUUCUCUGUGCCUACAACAAAGCCAGCAACAACCCUGUGUAUGAGCACCAUCACCCCCAGUACACACCUUUGAUCAAGGUGCCCAACUCCGCCAUACGUGAGUGCACCAACAUUACGGACAUGAGUGACAAGGAUUUUAUGGACCCCAGCCAGGACAAGACCAUUGUUUCCAACAAGGGAGAGAAGUGACCUGCACGUCUGACAGUCGGCCAUGUUGAGUGUCUCACAACAUUGUGCCUCACAACACUCCCCAUGUAACAUCAUUCAUCCUUCAUUUGAGUGAACUUUUUGGUCACAUGAGUGACUUGCUUCAUACAUUGAAUGGAAAUGUAAAUAAAUUGAUAAUUUGUUGUUUUUAAAUUUAAAAAAUUUGAACCAAGCUUUAGGGGCUGGGCUAGAGAACUGAAAUCAUUUAAGAAUGGUGGAUUUGUGUUACAUUUUUUUCUAUUGCUUUUUUGCAUCUAAUAAUUGGUCAUCUACUUAGUAAUUUUUUUUCUUCUAAAUGUUCAUUUUCCCCCCACUUUUUUUAUCCUUACCAAUUUUGUCUGGUUUUUUCCCCCUUUUUUUUAACCCUACCAAUAAUGUCUAUACCAAAUGAAGAUUAAGCUGAAUGCUGGAUGAGCAUUAGCAUUUAAUUGAUUUCACAUAUUGUACAAAUGUUGAUGUAGCAACUUAUUGUAUGUUACUAAUUUACUGCCAGGUUUGAUUAUAUUAUUUCUAUUCAAGAUUUUAAAAGAUUGUCUUAUUAAUUCACUACUGUUCAUAAAAAUUAUAAACCGGGAGUGAUCUCCCCUAAAGUUUCACGAAUAUUCUUAUAUAAAACAACAGGGGAUGGGAACUCGGAAUAUAGUUAUGAUUUUUAAUCCAUUUUAAAUACUUAAACUUUUUAAAAUAGAAUAGAAUCUCAUACAAAAAAGAAUUUCUACCAAGCGAUCGCCAAAACAAAAUGUGCAUAAUAGUGCGGAAUAUUAUUAGUACUUUAUAAAUUUACAAGCGUUUUUUGAGAAAUCGGAAAUAGCGUAAAUUACUACUUCCAGUCAAUGGAAAUAACUCAAAAUUUGAAAGAAGGUAGAGGAUUAAAUCUUUUACUUACAUGUGAAAUUUCAUAUAUCUAUCUGAAAUAGUACUCAAGUUAUAGGCUUUUGAAAAAUUCAAAGUUAAAAAAGUACCACUUCCGGUUAUCGGAAAUCGCUCAAAAGUUGAUACGUAUCUACGAUUUUGAUAAAAUACUUAUAUAUGAAAUUUCAUCAACCUAGCUGUAACGGUACUCAAGUUAUCGUGUUUACACAUACACACAGACACACAGACAGACACACACACAGACAUACGGACAAGAUUGCAAAAUUAUGUUUUUCCGUAUCAGUGAGGUGUAAAACGUCGAGAUUUGUAAAAAUCUCGAUUUUUUUUUUUUGCACGAUUACAAGACUUUCUCUAUACUUCGUAUAUACGAGAAAGUAAAAAUGAAUAGUUCUUGCAUUUAAAUGAACUGAGCAAAAGAGUAUUAGAAAGUAGAUACUAUAGUUAUGUUCAUAAAAAUCCUUUAUGGUUGGGUUAGGGUUCACCCAACUUUGACUCCUUUUCUAAUGAAGCAAUUUCUGUUUUGAUAACAACACAAUAACAUAUAAUUUGUUAAUCUGGUUAGUAGUAUAGAUGCCUUUUAAUACAAGUUAAAAGUACUAAGAAAAUUUCUAAUUUAUUUUAUUCAACUUUAUAGUUAAAAACAUUUUCAUUUCAACUUUAAAAUACAUAUUUAUGUAUCUAUCAAUGUUUUCUUAAUUCUUGUAAUGUGCAUGAAUCUUAAAUUAAAUAGGAAAUCUUGCAUGAUACUAAAACAAAAUCAUUCAACUAUUUCUCCUUAAGCUAAGCCUAUAAUUUUUCUAUGUCAAGAGCUCUUAGAAAACAAGAUGGGUAUGUCCAGUCAAACAAGGCCAUUUUGUUUUUGGCAUAAAUCUUAAAUUUUCAGGACUAUGAAAUACAAGUUUGGCCAAAACUCUAAAAUGAAUGAACGGCCAAAACUGUGGAAUGUAUGGUUGUCUCCUCACUGGAUGGUCUGUAUAUCCCAAUUGAUCACAUGUAAACCAGAACAUUGUGUUGGUGCAGUAUUAAAUACAGCGGACAAAUUUGUGUAACUUAUUCCUUGUGGUAACUUUUUAAACUGCCAGUAGUCCAUUGUAUAACAAAACUAUAAUAUAUUUUUAAAAAUCAAAUUGGUUUUUCUCCCUGCUAUAACUCAUAUAAAACUGGUGGCUAUUUAUUGUUGUUACAAGCUUUACUAGCUUGUCCAGUUUCCUCAAGUUUUAUGUGUGUGUAUUUGUCUUCAGUAAAUGGUCAGUUUCAUCAAGUUUAUUAUGUGUUUAACUGGUCAGUUUCAUGAAGUUUUACUUGUGUGUAGGCUUACUUAUCAAACAAGCUGAAAGUGAUUUGGAUUUCUAGCUAAUUCAGGUUGUGACAUUCAAUGUCUAAGUGUUUUUGUUUAAAAAAAAUUUAAAUAUGUUUUUAGAGUUUUUUGAGAGCAGGGUGGGGGAAGGAAACUCUAGAAUAGAACUCUGUGCUCCACUCUCAUUUUAUUUAUUUGUUGUCAUGUUCCUAGUAUGUAACAUUUUUUUUCAUGUGAAGUAACAUAUAUGUAACAUAUAUUUGAUGUGAGGUAUUCACAAUGUAAAUUUGAUGUGAUGUUUUCAAUAUGUAAAUUUGAUGUGAUGUUUUCACAAUGUAUAUUUGAUGUGAUGUUUUCAAUAUGUAAGUUUGAUGUGAUGUAUUCACAAUGUAAAUUUGAUGUGAAGUUUUCAUAAUGUAAAUUUAAUGUGAAGUUUUCACAAUGUCCUGUAGCCCCACUGGACUCACCCAAUAAAUGACUGCCACUGCCAA
Physella acuta is the source of this 3775-nucleotide messenger RNA. Its product is annotated as L-proline trans-4-hydroxylase-like. The record is from RefSeq and is a predicted model, not a curated record. Lineage: Eukaryota; Metazoa; Mollusca; Gastropoda; Physidae.